GCUAGGCGCAAACCAUCCACACGCAUUGCCCUCGUGCGAUUUCCCCCCAAAUUUCAGCGCGAAACGCUAGAUCGGGUGGGGAUGGCGUCCGGCGGCGUCGCCCGCGGCCGCCUCGCCGAGGAGCGCAAGACGUGGCGCAGGAGCCACCCCCAUGGGUUCGUGGCGAAGCCGGAGACGCUGCCGGAUGGGUCCGUCAACCUCAUGGUCUGGAAGUGCGUCGUCCCCGGCAAGGAAGGCACUGACUGGGAGGGUGGAUAUUUCCCACUGACUCUGAAUUUUCCUGAAGAUUACCCAAGCAACCCUCCCGUCUGCAAGUUUCCAGCAGGGUUCUUCCACGUCAAUGUCUACCCUACUGGAGCAGUGUGCCUAUCAAUACUCAGCAGUGCAUGGAAGGCUUCCAUCACAGUUAGUCAAAUCCUCAUAAGCAUCCAGGAGUUGCUUGAUCAUCCAAAUCCAGCGUCUCCUGCACAGAGUGCUUGUUAUCAGCUCUACAAAAAGAAUAUGCGUGCGUACAAGGAUGGUGUUCGUCAGCAGGCAAAGCAAUAUCCUUCACCUGUGUAGGCGUGUAGCCACGAACCAACUGAGACAGAGAUUCUAGCAGCUGACCAUUACUCAUUUUGGUUGAGCAUGUUGCGACUGUAAAAUCCUGUAACCCUGAUGUGGUGUGGCGGAUUGGCAACAUAGCAGUAGCUGCAUUGUUGUUGCUGCUAGACUGCACUUGGAUCACAUCGUAAACACCUAUUAUCAUGGCUUAUCUAGCUAUCUGCAUCCUGUGCGGUCUAGUGC
This is a messenger RNA of Panicum hallii, 786 nucleotides long. Its product is annotated as SUMO-conjugating enzyme SCE1-like. NCBI's taxonomy places the organism in Eukaryota, Viridiplantae, Streptophyta, Magnoliopsida, Poales, Poaceae. The record is from RefSeq and is a predicted model, not a curated record. Gene Ontology annotation, biological process: protein sumoylation. The transcript is spliced from 5 exons. The coding region runs from base 82 to 561 and encodes 159 amino acids. Gene Ontology annotation, cellular component: nucleus. Gene Ontology annotation, molecular function: SUMO conjugating enzyme activity.